GAACAGCCAAACGACGACGAGAAGCGCAACCGAUAAGAAGCAGCGCAUGGUUUUCUUGUCGGGUCCUGAAAACCGAGAAUGGUCUGGUACAAAAAAGUCAAGUUGAGCUCUCUUUUUCCGCCCCUUAACUCCACCCCACACACACAAAUCACAUCACAUCUUACGUCUCUUUCGAAACACAAAAAGCUCAACUGCGGAAAUAAGGUUUCGUUCGACUUCUCGGACCGUUGCCUGCCCUUCUCUUUCUCGUUACCGACCCGUCCACCACUUCAUUCGUCAUGGCAUCUGCAACUUACCAAACUGUUCCUGUCGAUGAUCAACCAUUGCCCGCCACCGACCGACCCAAGCGAUCCCGUUCCUUGGUGGCCACUUUUAUGCUGGCGGUGUGCAUCAUCUCUUUUGUCCUGCAGACAGAACUCGCUCAGUAUGUGCAGAAAACUACAAGCUAUCAAAAGCCAUACUUUAUUCUUUAUGUCGGCCACAGUUGCUAUAUUUUCAUGCUGCCAAUUCAAUUCUUUACCGAGUGCAUCGUGGCCACCCCAGACAAACCUUUCAACUUGAUGUAUCACGUCAAAGAGACAGCGGCAUCUUGUCGGAAACACAUCCAGCGAUCCUUGGCCGAACUGCGGCGAGAGCAAGCGGUUUCCGAAAAGUAUUCCGAUCUUCACUUCAUUGUCGUCAAAAGUAUCUGGGUGGCGAUCGCUCUCACUGUCCCAGCGUACUUGUGGUAUGUCAGUGUGAAUUUGACCAGCAUGUCCAACUUGACAGCCAUCUACAACACAAGCUGUUUCUUUGCCUAUUUGUUUUCCAUAUUCAUGCUCGGCGACCAAUUAGUCGCCUCCAAGAUCGCGGCGGUGGCUCUAUGCAUGCUGGGCGUGUUUGCUAUGGCUUAUGGCGAUGAGAACGACGAUACCGACGAUCAUUCCAUCCUUGGUAUCCUUGUUGCCCUGUUGGGAGCCGCCACCUAUGGAUUUUACGAAGUCUAUUACAAGAAAUACGCUUCUCCGGUCCGAUCCACUGUUUUGUUUGCCAACUUUGUAACAGGACUUAUUGGUGUCAUGACACUUUUGCUGUUAUGGAUUCCCAUUCCCCUGUUACACUUGACGGGCUACGAGCGUUUCGAAUUACCUGAUCUUCGCACUUUUGUUUACAUUCUCGGCGUGGCCUCCAUGAGCCUUGUUUAUAAUGCCAGUUUUAUGUGUGUCAUUGCUUUGGUGAACCCGGUGUUUGCCGCUGUCGGUGUGAUGCUUACGGUCCCCGCCGUAGCCGUCGUCGAUGUUUUUGUCACAGGCAAUAUGGUGCCCACCUCUACCAUUACAGGCAGUGUAUUAAUCCUGAUCGGUUUUGUCAUUCUCAAUCAUCGCGUCAAGAAAGAAGAAUCAGAACAAUAGAUAUUUCAUAGUAUUAUACCUCUCUCUCUCUUUGUCAUGUUUGACAACCCCUCCAUUCGUCCCUCUCUGCCCCCCCAAAAAAAUAAAAAAUAAAGCCAAAAUUGGAUACGUGUAAC
Molecule: messenger RNA, 1507 nt
Organism: Radiomyces spectabilis
Lineage: Eukaryota; Fungi; Mucoromycota; Mucoromycetes; Mucorales; Radiomycetaceae
Exons: 2
Coding region: 279-1391 (370 amino acids)
Source: RefSeq, a predicted model, not a curated record